Messenger RNA from Maylandia zebra (zebra mbuna), 700 nucleotides. The record is from RefSeq and is a predicted model, not a curated record. Lineage: Eukaryota; Metazoa; Chordata; Actinopteri; Cichliformes; Cichlidae.
CAUACAGGUCAGUCCCUAAAAAAAGGGAAAUGUACGAGUAAUCACGCUAUGGCAUGUAGGUGAUCACGCCAGAUGCAACACACAUUCCACAGUAGAGGAAUAGCAAAUUACGUCGUGUAAUCAAGAUGACAGACCACGGCUAUAAAAGCGAAGGUGGAAGUGGGAAGUUUGUCGCAGCCAUGUCCUGUCCGUUUCUACGCGAGCCACCCAUUGCGGAAGGUGCAAGAGUGAUAAGGAGAGUGUUCAGAAUCCAACGUAUAUUGCGGGAUAGACAGGAUCCUUUAGCACAGCGCGACAGUGUGCUCAUAGAGAGAUACCGAUUUUCCCGUGAGGGUAUCAUCUACCUAACCAACUUGCUGGAUCCCCAUGUUAAGAGUACCACCCACCGUAGUCGGGCAUUAACAACUGCACAAACUGUGUGCAUUGCCUUGCGCUACUUUGCGAGUGGCACGUUCCUGUACACUUGUGGAGACGCAGAGAACGUUGGGAAAAGUGCCGUCUGCCGGGCCAUUCGCAAAGUGUACCUGGCACUCAAGCAUUUCCUGGGUGUGUUUGUGGUUUUUCCAAGCCACUUAAGACCACAGGUCGUCAAACAGGGCUUUUUCGCCAUUGCAGGUACAGUAAAUUGGAUAGUGAAUGUGAUGCAAUCAUGACCUAUGUCGGUAACUGUAGCUCCAACGUCCGCAGGCUUCCCGAAUGU